Molecule: messenger RNA, 3331 nt
Organism: Vanessa tameamea
Lineage: Eukaryota; Metazoa; Arthropoda; Insecta; Lepidoptera; Nymphalidae
Gene: sprt
Product: sprite
Exons: 11
Coding region: 235-2604 (789 amino acids)
Molecular function (GO): protein binding
Source: RefSeq, a predicted model, not a curated record
CGACACACGACCGUCGGCUCCGGCAGUCGGCACUCGGCGGUUGCCAGACUGCCAGUUUGUCCGCGACCUCCUCCACUCACGAUCGCGUCUGCCAGUGCCAACAUUUUCAGGGACGCGAAAAAUUGCUUUUGUGUGCUUGAAUGUGAUUUACUUUUAGUGAUGUGUUUGGUUAAAGUUGCGGAAUUUUGAAGGAUUUUUUUAAAAGAGGUCCCAUGUGCGCGUGCGCAGAACAUCAUGUCCGCCGUGAUGAGCACGCUUUCCAUGAUCAGCGGUGGACGACGCGCGCACCGGAAACUCGCCAGCUCUCGUAAGUCGGGGCAGUUCUCUGACGCGGGCGAGGAGCGCAGUCGCAGCCAACAUGAUCUCAACAAACAGCAGCGAUCCGCUUCACUCCAAACCCUGGAGCCGGGAGUCGUUAACCUCGAGAAUCUGGAAGCCAAGAUGGCGAGCAUCGAGGUGUCCCUGGCGGGCUCGCGCCGGCGCAGCGCGGGCGCACGAGACGUGUCGAGAGAGCUAGACACGCUGCGGGCCGCUCUCACUGACAAGGACACACUGAUACAAAAUCUAAAGAAACAACUCAGCGCGUCUCUCAGCGCAGCGCGCUUGGCCGCGCAGGCCUCGUCGCCGUGCACGAGUCCGCGCGAAGAGGCGCCGGCGCUGUCGCAGGACGACCGGCGAGCGCUGGAGGAGCGCGCCGGCGCCGUGCGCGCCGAGCUGGACUCGAGGCGCGCCAACAUGCAGGAGCUGAAACGUCGCUUGGACAAGACGCAUGUCACCGAGAACAUAGACACGCGAAUAGAGCAGGCGGAGCUGCAGUACGCGGUGGGCCGCGAGGAGCUGGAGCUGCUGACGCUGGGCGAGCAGGCGCGCGCGCUGGCCGUGCUCAUCGAGCAAGCCGACGCCGCGCACCGCACCUCGCUGUACAGUACGAUGCGCGAGUACGGCGGCUUCGCGACGCUGGUGUCGGCGGAGGUGCGCGAGGGCGCCUGGAACGCCGCGCCGCGGGGCGCCGGGCUCGUCGUCGAGUGGGCGGACAACCCCGCCGUCAAACCCGGAGACAGAAUUUUGGAAGUGAACGGCACUUCGGUGUUGUGCUGCAGCCACGAGGAGCUGCGCCGCAGCGCCGCGCCGCCGCCCGCGCGCCUCGUGCUGCUGCGCGCGCACGCCGCGCCGCCCGCGCCGCCCGCGCCUCCCUUCACACAGAAGGAGGCGGCGUCGCUGCGGGCGGAGCUGGCGGGCCUGCGCGCCGCGGCCGAGCUGGCGGAGCGCGCCAAGGACGGGCUGCGCUCCGACAACACGCGCCUCACGCAUCGCAUCUCCUACCUCGAGGACCAGGUGGCCGAGCUGCUGGACCGGCAUCCGCAACUCCAUACCGUGAGCAGUAACGACAGCUGUAUAACAGUGAAUAAAACCAAGAAGAACGUGACCAACAUCAACAUUACUACAGAGCCGCAGGUUCCGACUAAAACGAGUCCCAAGUCUGAGGUGCAAGUAUUCCAAAAGGGACCAGACAUUACAGCCAUCGUGGCGAAGCUUCCAGGGCUGGAUGCCGGUGAAGCCAAUCUGCCCGUGGUGCGACCCAGAUCGAACGCCUCGGGCGCCUCGUCUAGAGUGGCCACGUCCCCGAGGACAUCACCAACACCGAAUCGUAGAUCACACAGUUCGCAUAGUUUAGAACAUAGAGCUGGCCGCAUGCGCCACUCACUCUCGCACCACUGCAUCCACGACUACAGCACGGAAACCGAUGCAGCCAUUCGGAUGAUAGAACGAAAUCAAAGGCACAUGGAGAAGCAGCGCGUGAAGACCGACCGGUACAAUAGCAGUAGAUCGAGGGAGGAGACUUUUAGAUCCGACAGCGAUAUGGACUUGAGGGAUUCUCAAUCGAGCGUAUGUGACCAAAGACGGACUGAUAUAAAGAAAGUGGCCGAAAGAAUCGAGGAAAGCAUCAAAAAGACAAACUGGGCCGAGAGGAAGACCCUGUCGAUCAUAGAACAAUUGAAGCGCUCGCAGCGCCUUCGAAAAAUGAAGAAAAACGAAAGCGUCGAAAACAUCCAAGUCGAAUCCGAGAGGAACUACGUCUACAACCGAAUAGACGGCAAAGUACUAGAGAACGCGCAUAAGUCAAGCCGACGGUCGUCCAAACUGCACUCGAGGAGCGCAAAAUCGUCCGAACUCGAGUCCGAGUGCUCCGACUUCCCGAACGGCGACGCGUACGGCAGCUCGCCGAGGCUGGACUACGGGGCCGACGACCGGUCGAGGCUCGGGCACUACGUCCGGAACGACGAGACUCGAGACGAGGCGAAAUCCCGGCCGACGCCGCCGCGGAAGCCGCUCCGGCUGUCGCUGCACAAGGCGCGCAGCGCGCACUCGCUGGCCAACGGGGGCAACGGGAGCGAGUCGGAGGCCGCGAGCCGGCCGCCGUCGGAGGCGCAGUCGCUCUGCAAGCGGCCCGUCAAGCGCACGUACGCGGCCGAGCGUUGGGCGCGCGAGCGCCUGCGCGACGGCGGCCGCGCCACGCCGCGCCCCGCGCGCCGCCUGCCCGCCGCGCCCGCCGCCGACGACCUCUACCCCGACCGGAUGCACUCCGUAGGCAAGUGGUGCUAGUCGCAGGCGGGACUCGUUAGCUCGAUUAGAAAUUGCGUUUGAUCUGUGAGCGGGGUGAACAUGGACAAACGUGGUCCUAAACUGAGUUGUACGUCAGUGAGUCGUUAGGGUAGAUAUCAAUUCUAAUAAUUACAUAAGAUGACGGUACGAACUUUACGAUUAUGGAAUAUAAUAUGAAGUACACCCCGGGAUUAGAGGCAGAUUUGUCGCCUUGGGUGACCUAGGGCCGUAGCAGGUGCCACCGCCUACUCGGCCUAGAUAUGGAAAUCCGCCCCUGCCCGGGAUAUAAACGAUCAUCCCUCACUUUAAUGCAACUCUUUGUGCUGAGAUGGUACAUAUAUUAUUUUCCAAUCUAUAGAAUAUAACUACAUACCUUGUGAUAUAAAACAUUUACUCAUGUGACCAGUGUAUAACCAGAGGCGACGGUAGCGAAGAUAAAGACCGACUCCGAUGCUACUAAAGUUAAUUGUGUAAAUUUUGAACAAAAGCUAAUAUUUUGUAAUAACAUUUGUUCAAACUGAAUUGAACCCAUGGCAACACUGAGAAUGAGGAUGAGACGAUUGACGUGAUGAUAACGAGAAGUGAUGAUGAACGAGGCUUUACAAACAUAUGAAUACAUAUUUUUGGAUGUUAAACUAUACCAAUGUUGAAUUGUGUAAAUAUAAGUUAAAACUUGAGCACCCACCGUUAAAUACUCACCUGUAUUAUGUAUUUAUGAAGGAAAUAA